AUGUUUUUCCGAAAUCUCUAAUUGCGCAACGCACGCACAGUGGUCAAAACUAAAAUGAAUCGUUUUUUACUUAACAUUUCCUAUAUUGGCACAAAUUUCCGUACAAAUAUUGUUAGUGGUAUUCAAAAAACAUUUAAUAAAGCAGACGAAGCACGCGUGGACACCAAAACUAUUCAAGGUUGUAUCGAGCUGGGCCUUCGCGCGCUUCAUCCCAUCAACGAAAUCCAAACAGUGCUUUCUAGUCGCACCGAUGCUGGUGUGCAUGCGUUGCACUCGACUCUUCAUGUUGACCUGCAACGCCGGAACUCGGAGCCAUUCGAUCCAACUACAAUAACAUGUGUUUUAAAUAGUCUGUUGCAUAAAAAUGGACUCCCUAUACGUGUGCUUAGCACCCAGCAAGUACCGGAGAAUUUUCACUGCCGCUAUAAUGCUCUAGGGCGAACAUAUUUGUAUCGUUUUGCGGUGGCUAAGGGCAGCAACCGUUGUGCUAAUCCAUUAAAGAAUCACAACUUUUACGCAUUUCUGCCUGUUGAAGAAAUAGAUCGAUGCUUCUUCCUUCAAAAUAGCAACUUCGAUAUCGAACGUUUGCGCUCUGGAACUCGUAUGUUUCUUGGACUGCAUAAUUUUCGCACCUUUAUGAACGUCAGUCGACAACAUAGUCCUACACGUGACCAUCCUAGGUACACACUGCGCGUAAUCGAUGAAAUAAACGUUAAGCCUGGAAAGUCCGUGGCGAUUGGAGCCAAUGCCGAAAAAUCUGAGAGUUUGUACCACUACUGGGAUAUUGAGUUUAAGGCAAAGUCCUUUCUUUAUAAGCAAGUGCGUCGCAUGGUUGGUGCCUUACUUGCGUUGGCUACCGGACGAAUCGAUGAACGUUCUAUUUAUGAAAUGCUAACGAUCCCAUCGAAAAACUCCUGGGAUAAUCGUGUGCUUCUAUCGCCUCCUUAUGGACUCUACCUCUGCCGCGUGCAUUAUAACGAAAAAGAUUUGGAACUGCCAAAAAAUACAAACAAAAAUGAGCUUUCUACAGCAGCUUCAGAACAAACGCUCGGGUCUUAAACCCACUACAACCA
Messenger RNA from Rhagoletis pomonella (apple maggot), 1073 nucleotides. RefSeq names its product tRNA pseudouridine synthase-like 1. Bases 55 to 1059 code for a protein of 334 amino acids. The transcript is spliced from 5 exons. The record is from RefSeq and is a predicted model, not a curated record. Gene Ontology annotation, molecular function: RNA binding; pseudouridine synthase activity. Gene Ontology annotation, biological process: tRNA pseudouridine synthesis. NCBI's taxonomy places the organism in Eukaryota, Metazoa, Arthropoda, Insecta, Diptera, Tephritidae.